GGCUUUGAAAUGGUUUGCUCGUGGGUGCGUAAGAACCUGAUAAAUUGCGRAACAUCUAUGGUGUUUCGGUCUCACUUGCCGUUCCCKUACCGUUCUAACWUUGAUUUGUUGUCUUCGUCUYUAAGUGGUACACAUCUKAAUUAUUACAUGUUUUGGGGUGGCUACAACAGAGGGCGACAGGCCGCUGGUGGCAUCGGCAAUUGGUACGCUGUGGAUGCAGCACUAUGCUCCUCGGGACAGCGACAUGAACCAAAAUACAGUCAUUACCAAGCGCUACAUCGAGCUAUCACCAGUGUCGCRUCCACACUUCUAAGUGGAGAGACCGCGCUUGGGAAGGAAAAACCAGUCGAAGUGCUGACAAAGGACGAAGAGUGGGUAUUCGGCAGUAAACAGCGCAGGUUUGACUAUACGGGUGUGGUUGAUAGAAAAACAAUCGAAUUCUCGGCGACUGGUUCAACAGGAGUUCCGACGGAAAUUUCUUUCAUUGAAAAUGACGAGAACGAGGCAGUCGUAGUUAGAAUUCCUGUUGGAAACGAUGUUGUAAAAUAUCGGGAAUUCACUUUAUCCCCAAGAUCAGCUAUACUAGUUAUUGACGGGGUUUUGGCUUUUGAUGCUGGUUACAUAGAUCCUAAAGGAAUGUCAUUCAAACGAGAGUUUGCUCAAACAGGUGCAGUCCCGGAGCUCGUCGGUUGGUCCUUUUGGCCUGAGCCUAUCGGAACGCAAGGUUCCGGCUCCGGCACUCGGAUCGAUGAUGCGCCCAUCGAGCAGACAACGCUCAAUGUCGGUUCAAGUGUGUGGAGUGAUUAUGCUUGGUAUGAAACAUAUCUUUCAAUCGAGACGACUGGUUUGAACGAUGCAAAGCUCUACGUAGAAAGCCAAAGGUCGAACGGACUCUUAGUUUUUGUGGAURAUUUGUUUGUCGGUUCUGGAGAAGAUCAUUCACAUUAUUGGGAAGGAAAUUUUACCAUAAACGUAAAUAUUGGGAAAUUGUCGAAAGGUAAACACAAAUUAUCCAUACUAUCAGAAUCGAUGGGUUACUCAAAUCUAGUCGGGAGAUUUGGAAACUCUGGAACUGGUCCAAAACACAAAGGCAUAACAGGGCAAGUGCUGCUUUCUCAAGGAAAAAACAUGAAGAAUAUAAGUCUUGUUGAUGGACGGGAGUGGAGUUCAUUUCCCGGCCUUCAUGGAGAAAAGAAAUUGGACGAGAAACACUUCAUUUCGGCUGCAAACGAACCGACACGCAACGCAAGCCCAACAUGGGCUUCGGUCCUGUUCAAAACGCCUGGCUUCAACCCUGCAAACCAAUCGCUGUUUGUCCAACUAACGGUUGGACGAGGGCACUUUUGGCUUAACGGAAAAGAUUUGGGUCGGUAUUGGAAUAUCACGCAAGGGGAGACUUCGAAAUACUCGCAGGAAUACUACUUUCUACCGAUUGAUUAUUUGAGAACGGAUGGUGUCUUGAACGAGAUUGUUAUCUUUGAUGCUACAGGUGGGUCAAUUGUAGAGUUACAAAACACCACCAAGUUGGUCCUGAGCUGGAUAACUCCGUCUGAUUCCCCUAACUUUGAGGACGAGGUCAGUUAUCCUUUGGCAUGUAUCUAGACAAGGUGGUGUGUAUAACAGAUAAUCGUGUUGCUAUCGGCAAAAUGCCAAAGGCUGAUACAUUUAAGAGUGAAAGCGAUACCAGAUUACUGGAUUGGGUUUCAUUUGGUCUUGUGAUGGGCCCCAGUACAAAUUGUCCCGUUCGCCUCUGGAUCGAUUGAGCCUUUUCUUAAGUUAUCGUUG
Messenger RNA from Pseudo-nitzschia multistriata, 1785 nucleotides. NCBI's taxonomy places the organism in Eukaryota, Bacillariophyta, Bacillariophyceae, Bacillariales, Bacillariaceae. The record is from the annotation of a GenBank genome assembly.